AUGUCUCCGACCCCUCACCCCUCCCCCCCGGGAAUCCUCCACGAAUACGCCCCGCACCUCGUCGCCUUCGAAUUCACGACCACCGCCACAAACGAACCAAAACCCAACACCCUAAUCUUCAUCGGCGGCCUCACAGACGGCCUACACACGGUACCAUACGUCCGCACGCUGGCACACGCGCUCUCGACAACGAAAAGCAAAUGGAGCGUGUUCAACCUGCUGCUCAGCAGCUCCUACAGCGGCUUCGGCACGCACGGUCUGGACACGGACGUAGCCGAGAUGGCGAAAUGCAUCGACUUUAUCCGCACGCGGCUGCCGCAUAAAGCCGCCGGUAAGGUUGUCAUUAUGGGCCAUUCGACUGGUAGUCAGGACGUGUUGCACUAUCUGUAUUCUUCUAGCAAGGGAGACGGUAGCGGAGAGGGUGGGCUGGGCAAUGGACACCGCCCCGCUGUCGAUGGCGCGAUCAUGCAAGCGCCUGUCUCGGAUCGCGAGGCGCUACUGGUUAAGAUCCAGGAGGUGGGGGAAGAGUCACAGGGAGGAGAAGGGAAAGAAGAAGGUCGUGGUAACGCUAGUAAGGCAACUGAAGUGCGCGGGGCUUAUGAUCAGCUCGUGCAUAUGGCGCGCUCCGGGCCCAGGAAUUUCCUCCUGCCGAUGGAUCUGCUCGCCGCCGUGGGAUUACCCGAGAACACGCCCAUCACGGCGGAGCGGUUCCUGAGCCUCGCUAGUCCCGACAGUCCGCAACGGCCCAGUGCGGAUGAUCUGUUUAGUUCGGAUCUGGACGAUGAGUGUCUUCGGGGGACGUUUGGGCGCGUGGCCGAGCAGGGGAGGUUGAAGGCCGGGGCGCGGUUGAUGGUGCUGUUUUCCGGCGCGGAUGAGUAUCUGGCCCCCUGGGUGGAUGUGCAGAGGCUGAUGGGCCGGUGGAAGGCGGCUGUCAAUGCGGGAGGGAAGGAGAUUUGGGAUGAGGAGGGCAGUGCGGCGAUCGAGGGGGCCAGUCACAAUGUGAGUGAUAUCGGGCAGGAUGAGCUGCUGAGGCGGGUCAGUGGGUUCUUGGAGAGAGUCGAGAAGCAAACUUGA
This is a messenger RNA of Aspergillus homomorphus CBS 101889, 1074 nucleotides long. RefSeq lists its product as uncharacterized. Lineage: Eukaryota; Fungi; Ascomycota; Eurotiomycetes; Eurotiales; Aspergillaceae. The record is from RefSeq and is a predicted model, not a curated record. The transcript has 2 exons. Bases 1 to 1074 code for a protein of 357 amino acids.